Molecule: messenger RNA, 1236 nt
Organism: Drepanopeziza brunnea f. sp. 'multigermtubi' MB_m1
Lineage: Eukaryota; Fungi; Ascomycota; Leotiomycetes; Helotiales; Drepanopezizaceae
Biological process (GO): epoxide metabolic process
Molecular function (GO): epoxide hydrolase activity
Source: RefSeq, a predicted model, not a curated record
AUGCCGGCGCCAGAACCCUUCACCAUCUCGGUACCGCAGUCCCAGAUCGACAGCCUCAGAACCAAGCUCUCUCUCGUCUCGUUUCCGGAUGAGCUCGCCGCCUCGGAUUGGGACCUCGGCGUCCCUCUCUCCGACAUGAAGCGCCUCGUCAAGGCAUGGGAAGUCUGGGACUGGCGACAGGCCGAGGAGACACUGAACCGAGUCCCACAGUUCCACACGCCCAUCAACGUCGAUGGCUUUGGCGACUUGGACAUCCAUUUCGUGUGGCAGAAGAGCGAGAUCAAGAAUGCCAUUCCCUUGCUUUUCGUGCAUGGAUGGCCAGGAUCUUUCCUAGAGGUCUACAAGAUCCUUCCCCUCCUCGCCAAACCAGGUGGUCCGGCCUUCCACGUGGUCGCCCCUUCUCUCCCCAACUUCGGCUUUAGCGAGGGACCCAAACAACGCGGAUUCUCCAUCGCCCAAUACGCAGAAACCUGCCACAAACUCAUGCUUGCACUCGGGUACAACGAGUAUGUCACCCAAGGUGGUGAUUGGGGCUUCACUAUCACCCGCUCCAUCGGCUUCCUCUACCCAGAGCACUGUAAAGCCUCGCACAUCAACAUAAUCCUUGCGCAUUGCCCUUCCUUCAGGAAGCACCCCCUACUUGCUCUCCAGCACUCCUUGACGUCCUACUCUCAGAAAGAGAAGGAUGGAUUAAAGCGUAUGGAAUUGUUCCAGCAUGAGGGGAGGGGAUACUACCUUACUCAGUCAACCAAACCUCAGACUCUCGCCUACGCGCUCAAUGACAGUCCAGUAGCGCUCCUAGCGUGGAUCUACGAGAAGCUGCACGACUGGACUGACGGCUACCCGUGGACGGAAGAUGAGAUCUUCACAUGGAUCAGCAUCUAUCAGUUCAGUCGUAUGGGCCCAGGUGCCGCUCACCGCAUCUACUACGAGUUCACACACACCAAGCCCGGACCGCGAAAGCCAACCAUGGAUGUCAUCAGUGGCUACCUUCCUCACGUCAAACUGGGUCUAGCCUACAAUCCAAAGGAACUCUCACUCUUGCCCAAGACGUGGUGCCGCACCCUUGGCCCCGUCGUAUUCGAGUCCGACAACGAGAGCGGCGGCCACUUCUACGCUUCCGAGCGCCCGGAAUGGCUAGCGAGGGAUCUGCGGACGAUGUUUGGGAAGAACGGGGGUGCAUAUGGGGUUGUGAAGGGGAGGACCGGGUUUGACGUGGAGAGGGCGAACCUUUGA